AUGAUCAAAACUGUGAUAUGUUUCUUAUUUGUUCAUUUAGGAAACCCUGAUGCUGCAGAGUUUCGCCAAAAACACAAGACUCGCCUAAAGAGGAAGUUCCAGUGUGUGUUUGAGGGGAUCGCUAAAGCAGGAAACCCAACCCUUCUGAAUCAGAUCUACACAGAGCUCUACAUCACAGAGGGAGGGACUUCAGAUGUGAAUGAUGAACAUGAGGUCAGACAGACUGAAACAGCAUCCAGGAAACCAAACAGACCAGAAACGAUAAUCAGACAAGAAGACAUCUUUACAGUCUCACCUGGAAGAGAUGAACCAAUCAGAACAGUGCUGACAAAGGGAGUGGCUGGCAUUGGGAAAACAGUCCUAACACAGAAGUUCACUUUGGACUGGGCUGAAGACAAAGCCAACCAGGACAUCAAUUUCAUGUUUCCAUUCACUUUCAGAGAGUUGAAUGUGCUGAAAAAGGAAAAGUUCAGCUUGGUGGAACUUGUUCAUCACUUCUUUACUGAAACCAAAGAAGCAGGAAUCUGCAGCUUUGAAGACUUCCAGGUUGUGUUCAUCUUUGAUGGUCUGGAUGAGUGUCGACUUCCUCUGGACUUCCACAAAACUACAAUUUUGACUGAUGUUACAGAGUCCACCUCAGUGGAUGUGCUGCUGAUAAACCUCAUCAGGGGGAAACUGCUUCCUUCUGCCCGCAUCUGGAUAACCACACGACCUGCAGCGGCCAAUCAGAUCCCUCCUUCAUGUGUUGACAUGGUGACAGAGGUAAGAGGGUUCACUAACCCACAGAAGGAGGAGUAUUUCAGGAAGAGAUUCAGAGAUAAGAAGCAGGUAACCAAGAUCUUCUCCCACAUCAAGUCAUCACGAAGCCUCCACAUCAUGUGCCACAUCCCAGUUUUCUGCUGGAUCACUGCUACAGUUCUGGAGGAUGUGCUGAAAACCAGUGAGGAAGGUGAGUUGCCCAAGACCCUGACUGAGAUGUACAUCCACUUCCUGGUGCUUCAAACCAAAGUGAAGAUGGUCAAGUAUGAUGGAGGAGCUGAGACAGAUCCACACUGGAGUCUAGAGAGCAGGAAGAUUAUUGAAUCUCUGGGAAAACUGGCUUUUGAUCAGCUGCAGAAAGGAAAUCUGAUCUUCUAUGAAUCAGACCUGACAGAGUGUGGUAUUGACAUCAGAGCAGCCUCAUUGUACUCAGGAGUGUUCACACAGAUCUUUAAAGAAGAGAGAGGACUGUACCAGGACAAGGCGUUCUGCUUCAUCCAUCUGAGUGUUCAGGAGUUUCUGGCUGCUCUUCAUGUCCAUCUGACCUUCAUCAACUCUGGAGUCAACCUGCUGGAAGAUCAACAGGCAACAUCUUAUUCGCCUGAAGUGUUUACAGAAAUACAUGAACUAAAAUAUCUCUACCAGAGUGCUGUGGAUAAGGCCUUGGAGAGUCCAAAUGGACACCUGGACUUGUUCCUCCGCUUCCUCCUGGGUCUUUCACUGCAGACCAAUCAGACUCUCCUACGAGGCUUGCUGACACAGACGGGAAGUAACUCACAGGACACAGCCCAGUACAUCAAGAAGAAUCUUUCUGCAGAGAAAAGCAUUAAUCUGUUCCAUUGUCUGAAUGAACUGAAGGAUCGUUCUCUAGUGGAGGAGAUCCAACAGUCCAUAAGAUAUGGUAGUCUUUCUACAAAUGAACUGUCUCCAUCUCAGUGGUCAGCUGUGGUCUUCAUCUUACUGUCAUCAGAAGAAGAUCUGGAUGGAUUUGACCUGAAAAAAUACUCUUCUUCAGAGGAGGCUCUUCUGAGGCUGCUGCCAGUGGUCAAAGCCUCCAACAAAGCUCUGCUCAGCUGUUGUAAUCUCUCAGAAAGAAGCUGUAAAGCUUUGUCAUCAGUUCUCCGCUCCCAGUCCUGUAGGCUGACUGAGCUAGACCUGAGUAACAACAAACUGCAGGAUUUAGGAGCGAAGCAGCUGUGUACUGGGCUGGAAAGUCCACAUUGCAAACUGAAAAUUCUCAGGCUCUCAGGUUGUAUGAUCACAGCGGAAGGUUGUGUUGCUUUGGCCUCAGCUAUGAGGGGCAACCCCUACCAUCUGACAGAGUUGGACCUGAGCUACAACCAUCUAGGAGACUUUGGAGUGAGGCUGCUAUCGGCUAGACUGAGAGACCCGCUCUCCACACUUGAAACUCUCAGGGUGGACCAUAGUGGUGAACAGUGGUUAAAACCUGGUCUGAGGAAGUAUGUCUGUGAUCUUGAACUGGACACAAACUCAAUAAACAUAAACCUUAAACUUUCUGAAGACAACAAGAUGGUGACAGUUGUGGAGGAGGAGCAACCAUAUCCUGAUCAUCCAGACAGAUUUGGUUGGUGGCAGCUGCUGUGUAGAAAUGGUCUGACUGGUUGUUGUUACUGGGAGGUUGAAUGGAAAGGAAGAGUUCACAUAUCUAUUAGUUACAGAGGAAUCAGAAGGAGAGGACACAGAACUGACUGCAGGUUUGGAGAGAAUGAUCGGUCAUGGAGUCUGAGCUGCUCUGAUACUGUUGGUUACUCCGUCUGGCACAAUAACACAGUUACAACCAUCUCCUUCUCCUCGCCCUCCUCAUCCUCCAUGUCUAACAGAGUAGCAGUGUACGUGGACUGUCCUGCUGGGACUCUGUCGUUCUACAGAGUCUCCUCUGACACUCUGAUCCACCUCCACACAGUCAACACAACAUUCACUGAACCUGUGUAUCCUGGGUUUGGAUUCUGGUCUUAUGGUUCCACAUUGUCUCUGUGUUCUUUGAAGAAUGAAGAAGAAGAAAACCCUUUGGACAUUUAG
Molecule: messenger RNA, 2799 nt
Organism: Maylandia zebra (zebra mbuna)
Lineage: Eukaryota; Metazoa; Chordata; Actinopteri; Cichliformes; Cichlidae
Source: RefSeq, a predicted model, not a curated record